AUGGAGCCCCACGCAGAAGAGAGCUGUCGCAAGCAGCGGGUGCUAUCGUCAAACGCGUCUGGCGUGCGGCGCGGCAAGCAGACGCGGCAGGUGGCGGUGGACAGCCUCUUUUUCAGCCGACUGAUCACCAUCCUCAAGAUCUGCGUGCCUGGUCCCCUGUCUAAGGAGGCGCUGCUGGUGCUGGUCCAGGGCUGCCUGCUGGUGUCGCGCACGCUGCUGACCGACUACAUAUCCCGCAUAGAGGGCUACUGCGGCCGCUCCAUCACCUCCCUGGCUUUUGACAAAUUUGGGCGUGCGGUAGUGGGCUUUGCGCUGGUGGGCAUCCCCGCGGCGGUGGUCAACGCGGGCCUCAAGUGGAUGCAGAAGGCCAUAGAGCUCAGCUUCCAGCAGCGCCUGGGCCUCUCUCUGCACCGCGCAUACACGCGCAACCGCGCCUACUACGCGGCCAGCACCCUGGGCGGGCUGACGCACGCGGACCAGCGCAUGACGGAGGACGUGGAGCGCUUCUGCGCGUCCCUCAGCGAGCUGUACAACCACACGGUCAAGCCCCUGCUCGACGUGCUGCUCUUCACGCGCUCGCUGUCGCGCGUCAUGGGCUACAAGGGCCAGUUUGCGCUGUACGGCUACUACGUGCUCACGGCCUGGGUGCUGCGCGCCCUCAGCCCGCCGCUAGCCCAGAUGGCGGCAUCGGAAGCCGGGCUCAGCGGCAGCUACCGCGCGGCUCACCAGAAGCUGGUGGCGGCGGCGGAGGAGGUGGCCUUCAACGAGCCCUCCAGCGGUGCGAGCGAGCAGCUGAUCCUGGACCAGCACCUGCGGCGGCUGGUGCGGUUCACGCGGCUGUCCAGCCUGCAGCGCUUCCUGCAGCAGAUCGCGGACGGCUACCUGGUCAAGUACCUCGCGUCAUGCGUGGCUCUCCUGGUGUAUGCCGCACCCAUCUACCUGAUGGACCCGGCGGCGCGCAUGGACCAGGGGCAGCUGACGGGGGACUACAUCCGCAGCAUGCGGCUGCUGCAGAACACAAGCCGCGGCGUGGGCGACCUGAUCAUGGUGUACAAGAGGGUCUCAAACCUGGCGGGCCACACGGCGCGCGUGGCGGAGCUGCUGGAGCAGGUGCAGCAGCUGAGCUGUGAGGAUGUAGAGCACAAAGAGCUCUUCAGGAGGAACGUGAGUGCGACCCACCUGCUGGAGAUUGAGACCGAGGGCACCAGCAGUCCACCACCCUCCCCGCGCCGCAGCUUCAGCAGCGAUGACCACAUACGCUUCAACAGGGUGUCGCUGGACUCCCCCGACGGCUCCCCUCUCAUCCGUGAGCUGUCAUUUGAGGUGGCGCGCGGCGUCAACGUGCUGCUUAUGGGGCCCAACGGCUGCGGCAAGAGCAGCCGCAUCUUCUACCUGAGCCAGCGGCCCUACCUGGUCGCGGGCACGCUGCGCGACCAGCUGCUCUACCCCUUCCCGCCAGCGGCGGUGUGGGACGCUACCUCGCCAGCGGCACAGGUGCAGUACAUUGCCACAACAGGCUCGACCCCGCCCCGCAUCACGCCUGAGCUUGAUGCCGAGCUGGAGGCGUGCCUGGACGAGGUGGACCUUGCCUACCUGCUGCAGCGCGGCCGCGGCUGGGACACGGUGCAGCCCUGGGUGGACACGCUCUCCGGCGGCGAGAAGCAGCGGCUGGCCAUGGCGCGGCUGCUGUUCCACAGGCCCCUGUAUGCAGUGCUGGAUGAGUGCACUAGCGCGGUGUCUGCCGACGGGGAGGUUCGGCUGUACGAGGCCUGUGCGCGUGCAGGCAUCACUCUGCUGUCCAUUGCGCACAGGCCCGCCCUCAAGCGCUUCCACAGCCUGGUCGUCCACUUCGAUGGCAACGUCAGCGGCAACAGCAAGGGCUGGACGAUUGAGACAGUGGACCCCAAGCAGCAGCAGCAGCAGCAGCAGGCCGUCGCCAAGCCUGCCCUGCAGCUCAUCGACGACCAAUAG
Messenger RNA from Monoraphidium neglectum, 1971 nucleotides. RefSeq names its product ATP-binding cassette, subfamily D (ALD), member 3. The coding region runs from base 1 to 1971 and encodes 656 amino acids. Lineage: Eukaryota; Viridiplantae; Chlorophyta; Chlorophyceae; Sphaeropleales; Selenastraceae. Gene Ontology annotation, biological process: peroxisome organization; fatty acid beta-oxidation; long-chain fatty acid import into peroxisome. Gene Ontology annotation, molecular function: ATP hydrolysis activity; long-chain fatty acid transmembrane transporter activity; ATP binding. The record is from RefSeq and is a predicted model, not a curated record. The transcript has 16 exons. Gene Ontology annotation, cellular component: peroxisomal membrane.